Chelmon rostratus (copperband butterflyfish) is the source of this 5049-nucleotide messenger RNA. RefSeq names its product WD repeat and FYVE domain containing 2 (gene wdfy2). The transcript has 12 exons. NCBI's taxonomy places the organism in Eukaryota, Metazoa, Chordata, Actinopteri, Chaetodontiformes, Chaetodontidae. Gene Ontology annotation, molecular function: metal ion binding; protein binding. Bases 166 to 1368 code for a protein of 400 amino acids. The record is from RefSeq and is a predicted model, not a curated record.
GUGUGUUGUCAGCUGACUGGCAGCAUUUCUGGCUGCCGUCACAACACCGCGUGCUACCUGCUGACAGCCAGCUAGCAUCUCUUGGCCGGAGGUCUGCGGUCGGACGGGGUGGGUUAUGUUUCCCGGAGCCAGAAGCGUACACGGAGGUUUGUGCACCACCGACCCAUGGCGGCCGAAAUUCAGCCCCAACCGCAGGCUCGGAAGCCAUGUCUGCUGAGCAAAAUCGAGGCUUUCCAAGAUGUAGUGAGCACGGCGGUUAUCAUCCCGAAGGAAGACGGCGUUAUCAGCGUGUCUGAGGACAGGACGAUUCGGGUAUGGCUGAAGAGAGACAGCGGUCAGUACUGGCCCAGUGUCUACCACACAAUGUCAUCUCCGUGCUCCUGUAUGUCCUUUAACCCAGAGACCAGGAGGCUGUCCGUGGGGAUGGAUACUGGAAGUGUCUGUGAGUUCAUCCUGUCAGAAGACUACAAUAAGAUGACCCCCGCACGCACCUACCAGGCCCAUCAGGGCAGAGUGACAGUGGUGCUGUUUGUGUUGGAGAUGGAGUGGCUUCUGAGCACCAGCCAGGACAAAAGCUUCACCUGGCACUGCUCAGAGAGUGGCCAGCAGCUGGGGACGCAUCGUACCGCCGCCUGGGUUUCAGGAUUACAGUUUGAUGUGGAGACCAGACACGCCUUUGUAGGGGACCAGUCCGGUCAGGUGACCAUCCUCAAGCUGGAGCAGGACAGCUGCAGCUUGGUCACCACCUUCAAGGGACACACUGGUAAUGUGACGGCGUUGUGUUGGGACCCAGUCCAGAGGGUGCUGUUCUCCGGCAGCUCAGACCACUCCAUCAUCAUGUGGGACAUCGGAGGACGCAAAGGCACCGCCAUCGAACUGCAAGGACACAAUGAGAAGAUUCAGGGCUUGUGCUACGCCUCACACACUCGUCAGCUCAUCUCCUGCAGCUCAGAUGGAGGCAUCGUCAUCUGGAACAUGGACGUAACACGACAAGAGACCCCAGAGUGGUUGGACAGCGACUCCUGUCAGAAGUGUGAGCAGCCUUUCUUCUGGAACUUCAAACAGAUGUGGGACAGCAAGAAGAUCGGCCUCCGACAGCACCACUGUAGGAAGUGUGGCCAGGCGGUGUGCGGCAAAUGUUCGUCCAAACGCUCCACCAUCCCCCUCAUGGGCUUCGAGUUCGAGGUGCGUGUGUGUGACAGCUGCCACGAGUCCAUCACUGACGAGGAUCGAGCGCCCACGGCCACCUUCCACGACAGCAAGCACAGCAUUGUUUACAUGCACUAUGAGCCCACCACUGGAAACCUGCUCACCUCUGGCACCGACAAGGUUAUCAAGCUGUGGGACAUGACUCCUGUGGUGUCCUGAGGUCUGUGGGCGACCAGCAGUCAGCAGGAAGCUCUGCUCACCAAACUGCGAUGGUUUCACCACAGCAGUCGCACUUCGAAGAGAAAGAGAGAGGCUUAUCCAACAAUAUCGAUGUCAUCUGGAUAAUAUUUAACAGUUAUUCAGCAACAAGCACCGGCUGUUGCUUGUUCACAGUGAGGACGCUGCAGGCCAGUGAAGCCUGGGAGCAGAGCAGGCCUUGGCUGACACAAGGUUACGGUUGUGGGUGUUUGUUUCUGUGAAGGGUGCUGUCAGGUGGGGGAUCUCUCUGUGUUUAUGUGUGAGUGUAUGGUAGGGGUUGGGGCAUUUGACACACCUUAUUUACUUAAUUUCCAUGCAUUCCUGCCGAUUUCAUACUGUAAACUCACGAAACAGUGAGUGAAACAUUUUUGUACACGAUAGUGGGUACCACCAGGCCCAAACUUUAUAUGUGAAGCAUGUCAUGGAAGCGGACCAUGACACUCAGAAACUCAAAGGCACGUGUUUAUGUUUAGCAGGCUGUAGAUUCUCCAAAAGAGGAAGCCAUUUGAUCAGUUCUACACCAGCCAACCUGCACCACCCACAGGGAAAGACAGCAGCUGCAGGUUAGACUUUCAGAUGUAGACACGUUGAUGUUGCCCUCAAUGCAGUGAGAGUGAUCGCUGACACUUGAGCUACAGGCAGCAAGUUUCAUGUUGGCUAUUUCCUUUUGUAUUGUUUGACAUUUUAAACUUGGACACCCAUUUCCUAAAAUACCAGCUAAAAUAGCAACAUCGAUGUGUUACAGCGAUUACAAUCCACUCUGGCAAUGUAAAACACAAAAUUUGACAAAACGAUCAUGUCUCAAAGUCCACUUUCAUGUAGUAUUAAAUGUUUUUUGGGGCAUGACUGUUAGGCAAGUGAUUAAACUGUUGCCGAUUUAAUCACUUUGACCCAUCUUAAUACAACAGUGCUGCAAUAAAUCCCACCUUUGUUUGUGGUGCUGUUGAAUUGGGUUAUACUGAGAGGUGCUGACAGGAGUCAACAGUUUCAGUACAAACUGAACCUUCAUGAAGGGAGGAUUUACUGUGGAACUGUUAGACUGUAAGUGGCCACUGAGUGCAAGUGCUGAUUAUCUGUAGAAAGUCUGUAGUCACAUGCUGAUAGUCGUCUCUCCAUACCAACAGUAGAUAUGUUACCCAAGUUUUAAAGGUCACAUGUUCAGCAUGUGUUUCCCAACACCAUUUCAUUUUACUGUUUUAUUUGGCAACAUUUUUCAUCCUAUCUAAUUUAUUUCUUUAACCUAUUCACAUGUUCACUUAUACACCAUAAAUACAAUACAUUUCCUUUGGACAAAUAAAUUCUAAUUAGGACCUCCUCCAUCUGCAAAGUACUAAGGAGACCAGUCAGUGAGGACAGAGGAGACGUAGUGACACACAGAAGAGUGGUAUUGUUUGGAGAUGUUUGAAAUGUAAACUCUAAACCCUGCAAACAGACAAACCCAGCAGCAGCUGUAUAAAGAAGCUGCAGUUGUAAUUCAUUGCCUGCAGGUGACACUAGUGUCAACACUGCAGAAGCUGCUGGAGGCCUUGCCUGUGGUUGUGGGAGCAUGUCUACAGUAUAUCUGCAGCCCUUAAAUGCUAUUACUGUUCUUGCUAAUGGGUGGCACAGGCUGGACUGAAACUGCAGGUGUGAUAUGGGCUGAUCCUGCCUUCAGGUGCUUCACCAUCACUCACUCUUUGGGUUUUUAUCAUCAUUUUCAAGAGGCAAAGAAAUCAUCUACUUUCUGAAUAUGUCAGACUCAUAUCAGUAACAUUUGAUUGGGCAUAAUAGUACUUCAACCAUGUGACACAGGAAAAGGUUAAUGAAUUGCCUGAAUGUUACCAAACAAUAAGCCUUUCACCAGAGUCUCUAUUCAGACUUCUGGACCUCAUAUCAGCCACUAGAGGAGAGGACUGUAAGAAGUAUUUUUAAUCUACACCUAUCCUCUUCAUCUAAAUUCAUAUCAGGAGGUUGUAGAAGGCCACAAAUGUAAAAUGUAAUGUACUAACAAUGGGCCAGGUGUGUGACCUCCACACUGCAUGAUAUCUGAAUAUCCACAUAGGUUUUUCCAGUGUGUGGCUGCUCGGGUGUUAAGGGAAAAUUGGACAUUAAGCAAACGUCUUAACCUCAUAAAUGUGGUCCAUGAUCACGAACCCCUGCUGCCAACAAUUAUUCAGACUCAUAGAACUUCAUUUUAGUUUAGAAAAGUUCCCAAAGACACACAAUGUGUCAGGCUAUUUAGGCUAAUUUGGGGAAAACUGAAUAGAUGGAUCCCAUUUGAUGUAAAGGUACAUCAGUAAAAAUAUGGAGUGUUUGAUUUGAUUGUUACAGUCUUUCAUUUUCUUCAUUUGGGAUAUAUCUGUGAUGCUGUCUAACUCUGUGGGAAAAGUUUUUUCUCUCUCAGUUUAAACGGUGAGGUCAUAACAGAGGACGUUGGUCUUAUGUAGAGACUUGUCAGGACAUUGUACCUGCACACAGUGUUUGCCUCAGACGACACCUGUCAGGUUCUGACAUCUGUAAAUCAGACUGCUUGUCCAUCCCUGUACGUUCUCUACUGUCGACUGUUUCUGAGAUUAUUUAUUACUAUGAGCGAUGUCUUAAUGUUUCUGACGUGUAAAUGCACAUAUCAUCGAGCUAAUGAGUGGCAGCACAUACAUGUAUCAGGACUGAACGGAAACUAAUGAACGCGGCUGCUUAGAUUUUAUCCUCAUCAUUAUCGUUCUUUAAAGUCACAAUACUGUACACUGGCUUUUAUGUCAAUGCACUGGAAUUGAAAAUAUGUCACAAAUUGCUGCUGUGAAGAGAAACUAUGAAUUUGUUUGUGCUCAUCAUGUUUGUGCUUUAAUGUAAUCAUAUGGUAACUAAGCUGAAUUUUUCUAAUGUUCAGACCCCACUAAAUACUUUCCAAAGAUGUUUGAUAUUUAGAUGAAAAAUGAGGUGAAGACUUCAUCCAGGAGUAGAGAAAUGACAGAUUACAGGCUUGACUGUUCAUGAGAAAGAUUUGUCACACCCAUAAAGGUACAUUUACAGCACCCGUUUACUCAUGAAUGUGAGCCUGUGGGUACUGUAACACUUAGAAGGACCUGACCAGUGUUUUUUCAUAGGAUUCAGCUCUGUAACUAUUAAUCAUGUUUUGUUUUUGCAGGCCAGUUUCAAAUGCAUCGUGCACAGUUUUAGGUUUUCAGGGUGUAUUUUUCCAGUCUGUCCAAGAAGCAGUUGGUUUCCCGCUGUUGUCACUCUGCGCUGAAAUUAAUGGAAAACUACGGCUGCCUGGAAUGAAAGUGAACUAAAACACAAAACACAUGUUAAGGAUCAUGUAAAGUGUAUGAUUUAAAUGUGCAAAACCACCGGUGUAGUCCUUUAAACAUAAAAAACCCAAACUACACAGGAGACAGUAAUCUAUCUACAAUGCUGUUGCAGUCAAAAUAAAUGACAGAUUAUAUUCAUCUAAGGCCAGUGAAUGAUUUUCUUCUGUUGUGGGAAGGAUCAGAACAGACAUUGUGUGCUUCAGUGUGUCCAUAAAUGUAACCAAGUAGGUAUAAAUGACAUAUUAAAAGAGCAAGUUCUGCUUGACCGGUUGUGACUGUUUGUUGUGUGGUUUAUCAGAUCACAGUGAUUCAUGUCAGCUUUACAGAAACAGCUUCUUAUUCUCUCUUUACUUUU